AUGGAAUUGCAAGAAUUACAAACCAAUGCCAAAACCAACGAACGGUUCAAGUCGGGCGAUAACUUGGAAAUUCUGAAUCUUCAGGAUGAAAACUAUCAAUAUCUGUAUUCUGACGGCAACGCUGUUCAUCUACUGCAACCUGAAUCGUUUGAAACCAUUGAAAUGUCAGCCGAUGCUUGUGAAGGUGGCGACCGUGCUUUAAGUUUCCUGGAAGAUGGUAUGCCUAUUGCUGUCAGUUUUCUGACGACGCCUGAGCAUGGACGUAAACCAUACACAUUUAAAUUACCGCCGAAUCAUACAUUCACGGUUGCGUCGGUGACCGAACGGGGUGGACAGGCUGCCAAGGGCACCGUGUUCAAGAAUGCUACCUUGGAGAACGGAGCUAAUGUCCAAGUCCCCGAAUUUGUGAACGCCGGUGAUAAAAUCAUCUUGGAUCUAGAGACGAUGAAAUACAUGAAGCGAGACCUUGCCAAAUAA
Radiomyces spectabilis is the source of this 477-nucleotide messenger RNA. RefSeq lists its product as uncharacterized. Gene Ontology annotation, molecular function: translation elongation factor activity. The record is from RefSeq and is a predicted model, not a curated record. Lineage: Eukaryota; Fungi; Mucoromycota; Mucoromycetes; Mucorales; Radiomycetaceae. Gene Ontology annotation, cellular component: cytoplasm. Gene Ontology annotation, biological process: peptide biosynthetic process; translational elongation. Bases 1 to 477 code for a protein of 158 amino acids. The transcript has 3 exons.